AUGACCAACUCCAAGCUUGCGCAUAGGAUCAAUCUUGCGCUUACGACAACAGCCACAUCCACGAGCACAGCAUCCUUCUCGGCCAGCACAGUCUUCAACAAGCACACGCAUGAGACCGCCAGAGCUCAAACACGCUUAGUUGAAACCCAUCCUGUAGCAAGGAUCGGCAAUGCCACCAUCUUUGCGCUAGAAUCCAGUUCAAGUCUUUUUUUGAGAAUCUUUGAUGAGGCUGUCGGGUCCUUCUUUGAUAGAUAUCUCCUCUUGAACCACUUCUCGGAGGUCUUCCUCUACAAACAGAGGCUUGUGCGAGAUAUUCGGAGGCCUAUACUCGUAUUCAUUCCAGUGUUCCACCAAGCGAUAUCUUUGGAGAAUAUUUAUUUCCCCGGAUUCUUCGAGGCGGGUUUCCAUAGGGGUCUUGUCACCAUUUAA
Penicillium crustosum is the source of this 429-nucleotide messenger RNA. RefSeq lists its product as uncharacterized. The transcript has 3 exons. Lineage: Eukaryota; Fungi; Ascomycota; Eurotiomycetes; Eurotiales; Aspergillaceae. The record is from RefSeq and is a predicted model, not a curated record. Bases 1 to 429 code for a protein of 142 amino acids.